AUGGAUUUUUAAAUCUAAUACAAUGGAGAAACUUCUAUUUACAAUACUAUUUCUACGUAUGAGGAACUUAUACAAGAGAUAUUACAAAAAUAUUAAACUAUUCAAGAAAUUGAAUUAUCGUAUUAGGAUGAGGAAGGUGAUAUAAUUUAAGUGUCAAACACCAGUGACUUGUAUGCAAUUAACGAGCCCGAUAAAAUAACAAUUCAAAUGAAAGCAAGAUAAGAUGAACAAAAAUAAUAGGAGUUGGAGAAGGAAAAGAAAAGAUAAGAAAUUAAGCUUAAAAAAAUUAAAGAGUAGCAAUAAAAGAAAUAAAAUGCUAUUGAUAAUGAAGAACUUACAAUUGCAAAUUUGGAGAAAGAGAUUGCCAGCAAACUAAAAGAAAAUUAAGAUGAAAUUUUGUAUUUAAAAUCGGAGCAAUAAAGACUUGAACACUAUAAACCAGAUCCUCUACCAGAUUUUGAAGUUUCUUUAAACGAGGCUAGAUUGUUCGAUAGAAUUAAAGAAAAGGAAGAUUAAUUAUUAUACAUUGAAGAUAAGAAGGGAUUUGAAACCUAAUUGAGAACUGUUCAAAAAGAAAUUCAUGAUAUCUUCCAUUAAAUCUAUGAGGAAAGAAAAAAUCAGCAUUCUGAAAAUUAUAAGAAAUGGAAUCAAACUAAAUAAAGUUUAGCAAAGGUCGGACAUCAAAUUGAAUUGAAAGAAUAAGAGGCUAAGAAGUAUUCAGAGACAUCUUGUAGUAAGUUGUAAAAUCAUAGAGAGAAAUUACAAAAAUUAAGAGGAGAAUUGGAUAAAAUAGAAGAUGAAACAGAGUGAAUAAAAUAUUAAUAAUAUUAAUAUAUGUAAUAAAAUAAUAACAAUGGGCAUUUUGACCAUUUCUAAA
Molecule: messenger RNA, 877 nt
Organism: Paramecium tetraurelia
Lineage: Eukaryota; Ciliophora; Oligohymenophorea; Peniculida; Parameciidae
Exons: 4
Molecular function (GO): protein binding
Source: RefSeq, a predicted model, not a curated record